AUGGCAGCCUUAAACUCCAGCAAUGCCGUGUCCUCCACAUUUUAUUUCACAGGUAUUCCUGGCUAUGAAGAAUAUCACCACUUGAUUUCCAUCCCGUUCUGUCUCCUCUGCUUUAUUGGAAUAAUGGGGAACUGCACCAUCCUGCAUAUAGUUAGAACAGACUCCAGGCUUCAUGAGCCGAUGUACUACUUCUUGGCUAUGCUUUCUCUCACUGAUAUGUGCAUGUCCACACCCACAAUGAUAACGCUCUUCAGAGUGUUGUGGUCCAUUUCCAGGGAAAUACAGUUCAAUUUCUGUGUCCUACAAAUGUUUUUUAUUCAUACUUUUUCUUUCACUGAAUCAUCUGUGCUCUUGGCCAUGGCCAUUGACCGAUAUGUGGCCAUCUGCCAUCCUUUGAGAUAUGCCACUAUCCUGACCCCAAGACUUAUCUCUAAAAUUGGAAUUGCAUCCCUUCUUAGGAGUUCUUUACCCAUCAUUCCACUUUUUGCCCGGCUACCUUUCUUGCCUUAUUGCCGCUCCCACAUCCUGUCUCAUUCCUAUUGCCUACAUCAGGACAUCAUUCGCCUUGCCUGUGCUGACAUCAAGUUUAAUGUUAUAUAUGGGUUGGUUGUGAUCACAUUGCUAUGGGGAAUAGACUCCCUGGGAAUUUUUGUGUCUUAUGUGCUUAUUCUUCAUUCUGUUUUAAAAAUUUCAUCACGAGAGGGAAGGUUUAAGGCCCUCAGCACAUGUGCUUCCCACAUCUGUGCUGUACUCAUUUUGUAUGUCCCUAUGAUUGGACUAUCUAUGGUCCAUCGUUUUGCCAAACACUCUUCUCCUCUCAUUCACAUAUUUAUGGCUCAUAUUUACUUAUUAAUUCCACCUGUACUCAACCCAAUCAUCUACAGUGUGAAGACUAAGCAGAUCCGUCAAGGAAUUCUCCACUUGCUUCUCCCAAAAAAUAUCAGUUCUACCAUGAUGUAG
Sorex araneus (European shrew) is the source of this 960-nucleotide messenger RNA. RefSeq names its product olfactory receptor 51G2-like. The coding region runs from base 1 to 960 and encodes 319 amino acids. Lineage: Eukaryota; Metazoa; Chordata; Mammalia; Eulipotyphla; Soricidae. Gene Ontology annotation, molecular function: olfactory receptor activity; G protein-coupled receptor activity. The record is from RefSeq and is a predicted model, not a curated record. Gene Ontology annotation, biological process: G protein-coupled receptor signaling pathway. Gene Ontology annotation, cellular component: membrane. The transcript has a single exon.